Messenger RNA from Lactuca virosa, 1135 nucleotides. Lineage: Eukaryota; Viridiplantae; Streptophyta; Magnoliopsida; Asterales; Asteraceae. The record is from the annotation of a GenBank genome assembly.
CUCCGCAUGGAGACCCUACCAACUAAAAUCCCCACUUCACAGUCCCUAUAUAAAGUAAUCUGCCAUGGCUUUCUUCAAUCAAUCCAUAGAAGAAGAUCAAAGUUCGAAAAUGACAGGAGUUCGAAGAAUCAAACUGGGUUCACAGGGUUUAGAGGUAUCCGCUGUCGGUUUAGGUUGUAUGGGCAUGUCCGCUUUCUAUGGAGACCCCAAGCCCGAACCAGACAUGAUCAAGCUCAUCCACCACGCCAUUAACGCCGGCGUUACCUUUCUCGACACCUCCGACAUCUACGGCCCUGAAACCAACGAGAUCCUUAUCGGCAAGGCUUUGAAGGGAGGGGUGAGGGAGAAAGUGGAGCUCGCAACCAAAUUUGGGAUCAAAUUCGAUAGUGCUGCGAUGGAGGUCUGUGGAGAUCCGUCCUAUGUAAAGUAUGCUUGUGACGCUAGCUUUAAGAGACUCGGUGUCGAUUGUAUCGAUCUGUAUUAUCAGCACAGAAUCGACAAGCGUGUGCCUAUCGAAAUCACAAUGGGAGCAAUGAAGGAGCUAGUGGAAGAAGGAAAGAUUAAAUACGUUGGAUUAUCAGAAGCAUCCGCAUCAACCAUCAGAAGAGCUCAUGCUGUGCACCCAAUAACAGCCAUACAACUGGAAUGGUCCUUGUGGUCAAGAGAUGUUGAAGAAGAUAUUAUUCCUACUUGCAGAGAACUGGGGAUUGGGAUUGUUGCAUACAGUCCUCUUGGACGUGGGUUCUUCUCAUCUGGCCCAAAGAUGCUCGAGAACUUGGAUGCUAGCGACUUCCGGAAGUAUAUGCCGAGGUUCCAAGCUGAAAAUCUUGAGCACAACACGAAAAUGUUCGAGAGGGUGAAUGAGAUGGCGACAAAGAAGGGGUGCACCCCAUCGCAGCUAUCAUUGGCUUGGGUUCACCACCAGGGAAAUGAUGUGGUGCCAAUUCCAGGAACUACAAAGAUUGAGAAUCUUGAACAGAACAUUGGAGCUUUAUCUGUGAAGCUAACACCAGAAGAUAUGGCUGAACUUGAAGCCAUUGCUUCAGCUGAUUCGGUGAAGGGGGACAGAUCUGGUGCUGGUAUUCCAACAUAUCAGGAUUCCGACACUCCUCCAUUGUCAUCUUGGAAAGCUUAA